GACAUUUUUAAAUCGCGGAGAUUUAAACUGGAUUGUUACCCCUUCUGCACUGAUCCCUUCUGGACGAACGACAUACCUUUGAGAUUACCCUCUAAACUCUUUAAGCUUCGUACGGCAAAUAAUCACUAAUCGUCUUAAACAAUAAGCUGGUAAUGUCAACACCAGUACUCAUAGGACUUGGUUUAUUAGGAGUCGGAGUUGCGGGACGCUAUAUAUCACGGCGAAUGAAUAUUGGUAGCAUUUCCGAACUUGUUAGGAUUUCUGGAUUAAGCGAUUCAAAAUAUUAUAAAGGUGGCUUUGAACAGAAUAUGUCUAAGCGUGAGGCAGCACUAAUCCUUGGUGUUAGUCAACAGUCAGGCAAAAAUAAGAUCAAAGAAGCUCAUAAAAGAAUAAUGCUUCUGAACCAUCCUGAUAAAGUUAUCUCCGACCUAAAUUUAUGUGAAUCGCGAUAUAUACGAUCCUACUGUGAUUGUAUACAGUGGUCACUACUUUUUCACUGAGUUUAUACAAUGUAUAUAAUUUAUUCUUCAAGAAAUCCUUGAAACAUUCACUUUUUACUCACUUUCUUAGCUGUUUACGCCAAUUGUGACUACUGUCAAUUGAACGGUGUUUAUAAUCAGUUUCCUAUUUGGAGAGACAUAAUUCUCAAUCUAUGCUUACAUCUUUCUGUAUUAAGUCCGUUGACAAAAUUUAUCUCUAAGUAUAUUCACAAUAUGAAUAUUCAGCAUAUGUACAAAACUAAAUGAAAUCAUGAUGCUGCAAUUAAAAUAAGUGAGAAAAUAAACCAAAAGAAGCAAAAAUAUUUUCACACCAGCAAGGAAAGUAUAGGAAAACACGAGUAUACGAAGAUUUCAGACAGACAAAAUCAACGCACAGAAGUAAAUCUUUUCAUGAUGGGAUAAGUACGAUACGAGACUCAUAAAAGUACAGGGAUUUAAAAAUAAAGGUUAGUCGAGACAUUCAAGCUUUAGAAGACGUCAUUGUGGUCGGUUUCUAGUCAUUUCACCAAAAGUCCUCAACCAGGCAUUGUACAUCUCCCCAUACGACUCAGACCAACAGUUAAAGACUUCAUUGACUGGUGUACUGUGUCUUAGUCUGGUCACCCUGAACCAUCUUCCAAUCUAAUACAACUUCUCCCAUCAUGGGACAUCGAGGUAGAUGGUGCCUCGACAUGUGCAGUGCAUGUGGAAGUCAUCUCAAUCGACUAGGUUUCACAACCUCAUCAAUCGACUUGCUUAUCUUGCCCAGUACCCUUCACCUGACCUCAGUGUUUCUCACAUGGUGAUUGCAAAAUACGUGAGCAGUGCUACAAAGAAAUCUGUGGUCAAAAGCUUGCAACUGCUUUCUUUCUUCUGUUUUCAAUUUCCAUGUCUCACAUCUGUACAACAGGACAGAACGGACUGCAGCGUAGUAUACUCGUCGUUUGAUAGGUAGUCGGAUAUUUCGCCACUCGACACCACAGAUGACGCAAGUGGCGUAUGCCUGGGAUGUCCAGUGUCACCAUUCCUGUUAACUUUGCUAUAGAUGCAUUAAGAGACAGCCUUAGGUAUGUCUGACUCCACAGGGAUUGAUCCACUCUCUGGAGGUCAUCUGGCUGACUUGGAGUAUGGAAACGAUAUUCUCAUGCUCAACAAAAUGCAAGAUCUUCUGAAUGCGUUGAAUACAAAUUUGGGUACGUUUACCUUGCGUUUCACACCUGUCAAAUGUAAGGUGAUACUUCAGGAUUGGUCUAAAAGUUAUUCCUAGUUUAAGGAUAGGGAGUGAAGUGGUUGAAUGCGUCGACCACUCCACUUACUUAGACAGUUGCAUCAGACCAAAUGGACUGGUGUCUGACGAAAGGUUUAGCUCGGAUACAGAAGGCUCAUUCGACACUCGCCAACUUACGUCAUUUGUGGCGCCGAGGGUUCAGGGUGGCCAGACUGAGACACAGGACACCAGUCAGUGAAGUCUCUUACUGUUGGUUUGAGUCGUAUAGGGAGAUGUACACUGCCUGAUUGAGGACUUUUGGUGAAAUGACUGGAAACCGAUCACAAUGGCACAGAUGUAUUUACACAUUGACUUCUUAUAAAGCUUGAAAAUUCUCACGAACAUUCAACUUCAGAUUGUUUAUUUUCUCAUCUACUUUUGUCUACUUUGAUAUGAGUCUUUCUCCAGCCACUUGCUUUUUGUACACUUAUGUGAAUUCUGACAACUUUAGCUGAUGGAUCUAAGUUCCAGGUUGAUUUUGUCAGUCAGUCCAGUAGACCUUUCUGGUAUGGUAGAACCCCGAGGGAAAAAGCGUUCCAAUCAGGGUAGCUCGUUAAAAUAAUGUGAUAUACAAGCCCUACCACCACUUCAAGAUAGCAGCUGUUGAUCCGGGGAUGUUUUUGUAGGCGGUUGCAGAACAAGUAUGCGACGCUGCCUUGUCAUUUCAACAUCGUACUGUCAAAUAAAUUGGAUUGCUGCAAACGGCGUUUGCCAAUAAAGAGGGAAAGUCAAGUGAAUUUUCCUUCUGGACUAGAUUAUCACCAGUGAGGCUUUUGAUGCACCUCAUCCAUUUGACGUGGUACUAUUAAUCGCCAUGUGACGUCUGAACUUGAGUAGUUUCGAGAUACGUGCUGAACGUGCUUAAAAUUUUGGUCAAUGCAUUCACAUCUUUCAUCAUGGUUUUGCAAUGGGACCAUGUCAUGUACACAUAUCCUAGGUCGGCUGGAUGCUCUUCGAGCAGAGGACCACUGAUUGAGAAUGUGUAUAUCCGGUUUAUAAAUUUCUGGUCUUCUAUAAAACUAUGGAAGUAAAGAUCUGUUUGGUUUCAUCCCUAACUUGUCUGAUUCAUUUGAAAAAGUUCAUCCAACUUGCAUUUCUGAACACCUUGUUUGUUCUCAGAAUUCGCUUUUAUUAAAACCUGAUUUCGAGAGCUAUUUUUGUAAGACUCAUAGGUUCCGUCACAAUAUGACAUGUCUAUUAUUUUGUUCACGAAUUUGAACAAAUGAAAAGAAAAUGUUUCGUUCAUAUUCAUUUAUGUAGUUCGUCCAUUUUUAAUCCUAAUAGUUAAUGCGAUAAUUAAACCUUUUUAAAGAGUUGGGUCAUUUAUUCUCUUUAGGUGGUUCACCAUACCUCGCUGC
Heterobilharzia americana is the source of this 3104-nucleotide messenger RNA. NCBI's taxonomy places the organism in Eukaryota, Metazoa, Platyhelminthes, Trematoda, Strigeidida, Schistosomatidae. The record is from the annotation of a GenBank genome assembly.